Messenger RNA from Didymodactylos carnosus, 903 nucleotides. The record is from the annotation of a GenBank genome assembly. Lineage: Eukaryota; Metazoa; Rotifera; Eurotatoria; Philodinida; Philodinidae.
AUGGAUAGUCAUAAUUUUAACUGUUGGCAAUCAAGCUCUUUUCCAAAACAAGUAAAGCUUUCUACAAGCACGUCAGUUAAUGAUCAAUAUCCAGUGAUUCAGUUUUAUGCUUCAGAUACGCCAAAUGAUGGCUCACUACUUAAUAACAAUAAUUUUCAACCUUUAAAACGACAUACAUCAUUAACAAAUAUUAAUUCACCACCAAAACGACAGCAUUGCACUGAACCAAAUUCAAAUUAUCAAACAGAUGAAGACGAUCGUGAUGAUGAAGACGAAGAGGACGGUGAUAAUUCGAAUACUGGAAGUAUAAACGGUGUUGGAAGUGCUAUUACUAAUGGAAAUAAAGAUGGACAUGUGACAAAUGGAAAAUCAAUAAAGCGAGAUGAUAAUCGAAGACGAGCUGCUCAUACGGCAGCAGAACAAAAACGACGAAAUGCUAUAAGAAAAGGUUACGAUGCCUUACAAAGUCUUGUUCCAAACAGUCAUUUAUUGGAUCCAAUAAGUUCACAAAAAGUUAGCAAAGCUGCUAUAUUGAAACGAUCAACGGAUUAUUUACAACAAUUACACGAAGAAAAACAAAAAUUAAAUCAUCAGUUAGAGGCACUUCGAAACGAAGCAUUUUGUUUAAGAACAAUGCAAAAAACAUAUGAAGAUAUCGUAAAAAUGAAUAUGAAUUCAUCAAAACACGCCAGAGACACUACGCUCGAUGAUGAACAUAAAUUUACAUUAUUUCAAAAUAUAGCCGAUUCAAUAUUUGUCAGUUUUGAUCAAGCUGUUCAAACCGUUAGCAUGCCAUCAUGUCAACAUAUGAUGAAUACCAUUCUCAGAUGGGUCGAAGAAUCAUGUCGACCACCGGAAAUCCAUGAACUAGUUCGACGUCAAGUACAAAAUUUUCGUCCUUAA